AAGUCGAAAAUCAGACGGAGAGCGUAUGGAAAAUAACACAUUACUACAACCGCAAAUUGCGCAACAUUUGCACAAGCUAAAUUCUGGGCUGUUGUACGUCCAUCCAAAUAUAAAUACAAAUUUACAGCCUGUUGCAAAUAUUUCGGCUUUCGAGAAUAUAAUGCAUAUUUAUGUAUGUGCUCGCUGAUUUUAUAUAAUUUUUUGUGUUAAUUGUUUAUCAUUUGCUAAUCGCUCUGAAAUAAUGGGUAUAAUUAUGCCUGUAUUUCGAUUGUUUAUUAUUUUUAAAAAUGGCCGAGUAAAAUUGCAUCUCUGAAAAUACAUAUAUGAAACAAUACAAAAUACUACUGAAAACAUAAAGUCGCACAAUCACAGAACUUAACAGAGAAAAUGUCAUUUAUUGGUAAUCCACUGUUUGGGUUUAUUUGUUGGCACCUCCUUUAUCUCCUGCGAGUACGUCAGUAUAUACACCUCGGUCAAAACUGAGGUGGGUAAUAUAUCAACGUAUUCAAAUUAGCGUUACAAAAAACCCUGUUACUCGUUUUAAGCAAUGUCAAUGAAAGAAAAGGAAGAGAGAAUGGAUGAAAAAAUGCGGUCCCCACCACCACCCCCCUUUAAAAAAAGAGUGCUAAUUUGCAGGCACGGUCGCCUGCGAUUGGUCAGUGGCUGGUCAGAUGGUAUGGUAUUCCUCUGUCCCGCACUGGCACAUAGCCACCCAGCAACCCCCCCUCUUCUAAAACCCAAUCUCCGAUAAACUACUAAUAGCUAAACCGCUUGGACUAUAAAACACAACAAAUCAUAAACCAAGGAAAAGAACCGUGCCCUCCCAAUGAGUUCCUAUUUUGUAAACUCUACUUUCCCGGUGACUCUGCCCGGAGGACAGGAGUCAUUCUUGGGACAGAUACCCUUAUACUCCUCCGGAUACACAGACCCUUUACGACACUAUCCCGGUGCUGCUUAUGGAGCUAGCAGUGUCCCGGAGAAGGCAUACCACUCUUCCUUUUACCAGCAGACAAACGGUGCCUACGGCAGGGCGACCACCAUCGGUUCCUGCGAUUACGCGGCAGCAAGCUAUUGCAGGGAAAAAGACAACGCCUGUGCCCUCUCGAGCAUAGAAGAACAUUCUCUUAUCCACAGUCAGGAGCACCGAAAAACAGAUUGCACAGAUUCGUCUGGGAAAAGUAUCUACACCGAAGGCGACGAACAGAAGCCGGCGGUGCCAGUGUACCCAUGGAUGCAAAGAAUGAACUCAUGCAGUGGGACCUUCAGUAACCCUGGUCGGAGGGGUCGUCAGACAUACACCCGUUACCAGACGCUGGAGUUGGAGAAAGAGUUUCAUUUUAACAGGUAUCUUACCCGCAGGCGCCGUAUUGAGAUUGCGCACGCUCUAUGCCUGACGGAACGCCAGAUCAAGAUUUGGUUCCAAAACCGACGGAUGAAGUGGAAAAAGGAGAACAAAUUAAUCAACGCAUCACAAACCAGUGGCGAGGAGAAAGACGAGAAGAGGACAGAAUGAAAUUAUGGAAUUGAGCAGCAGACACCUCAAUAACUCAUCAGAAGGAUAAAAACUCUCCAUGUACAUACAUUUGCUUCGGUGAAGUUGUAUUGGUAAAUUUGUUGUAGCAUUCCACUUACACAUUUUAAGUGUUAUUUUUUUAAACACCUACGUUAUGUCUCCAAUUAAUGUCUUUUUACGUGAAAAGUAUGACUUAGGAUUUGUUAUUACAUCUAUAACACAUAUGUUUAACACAUAUUUUAAAUGUUAUAUUCAUACUCAUAUUUAAGCUGUAAAAAAUUCAAAUAAAAUCUCAUUGUACGAAAUGACUUAUUUUAGUUGGGUGAUUAAAUGUGUGAGGUGUCUACUGACUUUAUGAAAAAUAUAGGACCGAAGCUUCCAUUUUUCCCCAAACCAACAAGGGGGGAUCAAUUAUAUAGUCUUGUAGUCUUAUUGUAUGUGAAUUCCAGUUGUCGUAAUAUUUAUCAGAAGAAACAAUUAAAUAAAGCGAGAAAGCAUCCUCAUGGCCCUGUUCGUUGACAAUUGUUUUAGAAGUAAAAAACAAUUAUUUCUGAGCCACAAGCAUAUAAGAUGUGAUUUAUAUUAAAUGAAUCAGUGUUCCACUAUUUUUGACACAUAAUUCUGCUAUUAUCAGAAAACACAGAUCAGAUGCGUUAAUUUCUUCUUUAGAAAAUACCUGUAUAUGUCUAGAAAACAAAUUAAAUUGGACGCUAGUUAGGAAUAAAAUAUUGCCAUGUGGUUGCCUUCAGCUUUAGCAGCGACAGGGCACAGGUAUACUUAAAUAUUCUGUCAACUGUCAAUCCCAAAACCCAGUUUCCCUGUUCAACACUAAAAGGCAUGCCGCCCCAGAGUCUAAAAAAAUCUAUAAAAAGUGAAAGGAAAUGGUUCAGUGAUUUUUAACUGAUGGCCAAAGGAGAAAGCUGACCUGUCCGAAACGUGCACUCACCCAGAGAGGGUCAAACGUUUAGGAGACUGACCUUCUCGGUAGCCAGAAUUAUUUCUUAGUCGAGAGACAAUAUUAUUUAAAUAAGCAAUCGAGAUAAAAUAUGCAUUAAAGCUAUUUCUUACACGUUACUUAUAUCUUGCUAUAUAUAGUAAAAUGGUGGCUAUACUGAAAUUCACGCGAACAAAUCUGCAGGCCAAAAUUCAAUAGAUUAUUUCCUCGAAUUAAAAUAUGUUCGCUGUCAGAUAUUUGACAUACCAUAUUGGUAUGUUUUUCUAAUUUUUAUUGCUUAAGGUUAAAAGCCAAAGCUUCAGUAAAAAAUAAUCAAGAUUAUUUUCACCAUUGUUCACCAAGAAUAUUUUAAAUGUAGACAAAAACGUACAGUGCAAUGGUGGAUUGCACAUCGUGAUGCACAUACAUGAAAUAACUGUGUCAACAAACCAUAUAUCAGAUCAGGUAAUCUAUCACAAUCAUACAUUUCUUAUGGCUUACUGAGAACUUACACUUCCUUUUUUCCAAAGAACCUAAAAUAGCAUGAAUAUAACAGGAAAAUAGCAAAUGAAAUCUAUUUGCAUGCAUACCGAGAUACUGCUUCUACUGUUACUGCUACAACUAAACAACUUCUACUAUACUAAUAAUAAUAAUAC
Molecule: messenger RNA, 3103 nt
Organism: Hemibagrus wyckioides
Lineage: Eukaryota; Metazoa; Chordata; Actinopteri; Siluriformes; Bagridae
Gene: hoxb6a
Product: homeobox B6a
Exons: 2
Coding region: 827-1513 (228 amino acids)
Biological process (GO): regulation of transcription by RNA polymerase II; anterior/posterior pattern specification
Cellular component (GO): nucleus
Molecular function (GO): DNA-binding transcription factor activity, RNA polymerase II-specific; RNA polymerase II cis-regulatory region sequence-specific DNA binding
Source: RefSeq, a predicted model, not a curated record